Molecule: messenger RNA, 3490 nt
Organism: Galendromus occidentalis (western predatory mite)
Lineage: Eukaryota; Metazoa; Arthropoda; Arachnida; Mesostigmata; Phytoseiidae
Product: low-density lipoprotein receptor-related protein 1
Exons: 8
Coding region: 149-3490 (1113 amino acids)
Biological process (GO): canonical Wnt signaling pathway
Cellular component (GO): plasma membrane
Molecular function (GO): Wnt-protein binding; Wnt receptor activity
Source: RefSeq, a predicted model, not a curated record
UUUUUUCCGUCCGCCAGCCGGUGAAAUCGAGCAAUUGGAUCGAAAGUGUUUGAACGCAGUGGACAGACGUGAGCCGGUACGCUGCUAAGUGAGUUUUGUUGCAGAUGUGACGCGGUGUAUCUCGAAAAAAGUCGGCGUCGAGGUCGGGAUGAAGAUCGCAUUUCUGAAGGCCGCUGUUCCACUACUAGCGGCAAUCCUCGGAUUCUCAGCCGCUCAGCAUGAUGAGCCAGCGUUCCUGAUCGCUGGUGUCUCGUCGGGCCUCGUCCGACUUCCUACCGAUGGAGAUCCGGUCCGCUAUCCCGGAAAGCACAACGAAGAGGUGGUCAAGAUAUUUAAUUCGACAACGGGCGCGGUCAUCACUGUCGAUACGGUGUAUAAAGAUGACGGUCUCUGGGUAUAUUGGAGCUCGUUACGAAGCAUUCAGAGAGGAAAACUAGUCGAAGAAGGUGGCCAAUCGGUGAUAGUCGACGCCACAGUUCUUGUACAUAGCUAUCUCGAGUCGGUGGAGGGCUUGCGCAUCGACUGGAUCAACGACAACCUCUAUUGGGUUGAAUCAAAGAAGCGACAUAUUGAAGUUGCGCGACUCGAUGGCUCCAUGAGGAGCUCACUUCUGGGACCGCUCGGCAAACCUCGCGGUCUCGCGCUCGAUCCCCGAUCCGAUGUGCUGUUCUGGUCCGACUGGAACGACCGUCAGCCUUGCAUCGAGCGGAGUUCACUCGCUGGGAAGAAGCGGAAGAUCAUCGUCAACGUUACCGAUUACAACGGUGGCCUUCCCAACGGUCUGACGCUAGACCUCGCCACCAAACGCGUCUUCUGGAUCGAUGCGUUGUCUAAAGCCAUCCAUUCCGCGUCGUACGAAGGUACGGAUCAUUCGAUGGUCCUUUCCAUAAGGGAAAACGCGGUGCGGCCGUUUUCCAUAGACAUUCUGCACAAACCCCCGGACGAACAGGUCAUCAUCUGGACCGACUUCAGCACCCACAAAGCGUUCCGCGGAUCGAAGGAAAUUUUCUCGUCGAGGACGGAUCGCAUUUUCCACGCUACGGUCGUGCAUCGGAGUAAGAAACCCAACGAUGUGGUAAAGGGUCCGUGUCGUAAGAACAACGGCGAUUGCAGUCAUCUUUGCUCGACGUCGUGCCUUUGUCCAUAUGGCACGAUCCACGAUCCUUCCAAUGCACGCUCGUGCAUUCCACACAAAGACACGUUCCUUUACGCCACCGAAGUCAAGUCACAGGCUCUGCGCGUUUAUAUCAGCGACAAUAAAAUGCAGAAAUUCGUUUUUCCGCCGCUGCGUCUCAACGUUUCCUCUACCCAAGUGGUUUUCGACGCCACCCACGAUCGCCUCUAUUGGUUCGAGACGCACCUCGUCAUGGUUCACUACUACAAAAACCAAUCGACGGAGAAGUUCCUGAAUUUCGGUACCAGAUACCGAAUAAAAGCUCUGACCAUAGAUCGUCAUACUAUCUACAUCGCUUUCCAAGUGCUGGUCAACGGUCAGCACCGACAGGAAGUGGUCGCCUGUAACAUUCUGAAUAAAAUGUGUGCAUGCGUCGUCGGCAAUCGGAACGGUGAAGUCGUUGCCCUGGCCGUCGACCGUGACAAACUAUUCUGGGUGGAACGCGAUCGAUACGCAUAUGAGUACGACCGGAUCUCGGUGAAACAGUCCGUGCUCAACGGUUCCAAUGAGAUAACAUUGCACGCAGGCAACAUCAUCAGGAACAACCAGCCUGUCCGUAUGAAAGUCAUGGAGAACGAAGUGUGCUUCACGGAAGCGGUGAACUCAACGAUUUUCUGUGUGACGCAAAACGUUCCGUACGUGACAAACGACACCUCUCAUCUCAAGGAACGCUCGACAGUCGGCGAUCCCAAGGACAGUAUCGAAUUCGCGGUCACCAGCGAUCGCAAAUCAAUUUCUUACGCGCGCAAAUUCCUCAUCCAUCUCGCUGGCGAGUCCGAGCCACGUAACGUGACCGACCAGGUCGUCGCGAUGGACUAUUUCUCCAAAGAAGCCCACGGAUCCCACCGGUCCCGCCCGGACGAUUGUGCGUGCCCACGAGGGGUCUGCCUCGGAGGACGCUGUGCUCCGUCCGGGGGCUCGGAUACUCUCUUAUACUUUUUACUGUCGCACAAGGUAGCUGGAUUCCCGCUGACGCAGAACCUAUCUCUGGCUCCGAUGGUGAUUCACUCAGAACUGAGCGACCGAAAUGUCGACGCCCUCCACGUGACCAACAACGGUCACGUGUUCGUGACGAUCGGUCCCGAUCUCUUCGAGUCCCGGCUUGACGGCUUGAGCUUGAAACACAUCCUACGACUUCAGCCACCCGUCGUCGGAAAAGUGAGCGCCAUAGCCUCGGACCUUCUCGCUGGUCGUUUGUACUUCUCCACUUGCUGCGCGGUGUUCUCGACGAAGCUCGACGGCACCGAUUUGCAAGUAGUCGUCAACGGGACCUACCGCGUGAUGGGACUCGCGGUCCACCCGGUCAAGAAGCUGCUGUUCUGGAGCGACGCCGGUGGAUAUUCUCCGAAGAUCGAGAGGGUCAGCCUCAAAGAUCCAAAAAACACACGCCGAACCAUCGUCACUGAGGAUCUCAUCAGACUGAACGGCAUAACGAUCGAAGGCGAUCAUCUCUAUUGGUGUGACAGCGGGACCGGAAUGAUCGGACGCUCGGAUCUCGAAGGCCGACGUCGCGCGAUCAUCGUGCAGAGGUCGGCGCUCUGGCAUCUCUCGCCCAUGGCCGUCGCUGUUUAUCAUUCCGUAGUGUUUUGGAUAGACAGCACGUACUCUGGAGGAGCUCUCAUGUUCCUCCAGAGGGGUGGGGGGCCAGCACCCUCGACCUGGAGUCGAUAUCUCGGUCCCAAUGUUUCACACCUCCAACUCUAUGAUAAAAGCGUUCUGCAAGGUUACAAUAACAGUGCGGCUCUAGAGGGCAACAAGGAACGCUUGAGCGUGUUCGAUCUUGUUGUUUCGUGUCAGAACUUCUGUCUGAACGGUGGCACCUGCGAGCUGCCGCCGAGCGACGCUCCGUUCAUCGUGGGCGCAGGACCGCAGUGCAAAUGUCCUGCAAACUACACCGGCCUGCGAUGCCAAUAUCUCGCAUCGUAUCACUACGAUGGGCCCGAUCUACCUGAACUACGGCGAGACGAAGGAAUUGACCUCAAAGUAAUCCUUCUCCCGAUAUCAGUGGGUGUCGUCCUUAUUCCGUUCUUGUGUCUGUUGUCUUGGUGGCGGACACGAAGAGUGUGGCGGGACGCUAUGCAAUCUCGGUGUUCCCUGUCAUCGAAUAGAGACCACAACCUCGAGGCUCUUCCAAUCGACACGCAAUACGAAACAUCCUUUGCCCAAGACGCGGAUAACAUCUUGUUGAUGCCGACUAGCUGUCGUUACAAGGCAAAAUGUAUUUAUCCUCACUGCCUUACGCGAUGUUCGCUCAAGCAAGGAGCGCGCUGUGUUAUGGAUAGUCUUCGAGGAGAUGGAGGAGACGAAAUAUUCUGA